Cyprinodon variegatus (sheepshead minnow) is the source of this 1095-nucleotide messenger RNA. RefSeq lists its product as uncharacterized. The transcript is spliced from 4 exons. Lineage: Eukaryota; Metazoa; Chordata; Actinopteri; Cyprinodontiformes; Cyprinodontidae. Bases 151 to 951 code for a protein of 266 amino acids. Gene Ontology annotation, molecular function: G protein-coupled receptor activity. The record is from RefSeq and is a predicted model, not a curated record. Gene Ontology annotation, biological process: positive regulation of Rho protein signal transduction; phospholipase C-activating G protein-coupled receptor signaling pathway.
CUGUGUUAAACUGGCUUUGAAAUGGCGGUUGUACGCUGUAUGUCUGAUAUUGAUUCGGGGUGCUGAUUAUCUGAUCCUCUUUUUGUUUAAAAACAGCAAAACUGACUCAAGAGACUGGUGAACUCAGCAGAAACGGAACCUACAGGGAGGAUGGAUCAUUCUGAUGUUGUUUAUCUGGUGGUGUGGCUUAACAUUCGUCUUUGCCUUCCGAUCACAGUUCUGGUCAUCGCGUUGUGCUGCAUGGUUCGACUAGAGAACAAUCCCUUCAUCAUCUAUCUGAACCUUCUGGUCUCUAAUCUGAUCCAGUUUGGCUGUAUGAUCAUCUGGAUGGCCAAAAAUGAUGAGCUCUCCAUUUUAUCACUGACUUUGUAUUACUGCAGUGUGAUGGCCAGUCUGGGCUUCAGAAUCUGCAUUAUUCUGGAGAGGUAUGCUGUGAUUUUCCCUGCACAGCUGCAGGGCAUCAGACAACCUAAAAGUUCUGUGUUGAUAAGCUUCAUAGUUUGGGGCAUUUGCUUAGCACCGGUUGCUUUUCUCUAUGACUAUGUUUUAUCCAUCUUUGUUUUUGUUGUUUUUGUUUUGGCCAUCCUCUCUAUCCCCAUCAUGGUUUUCUGUCUUGCUCGCACCCUCAGUUCUCUUCCUGCUGCAGCCUCUGUUCCCACAGAGGAGAAACGCAGGGUUGUAGGGGUUUUGGUUCUCUUGUUUAUCAGUUACACAGAGAUGAUCGUCUCCACAGACGUUUGGUCUGUUUUAAUGAACAGGAGGUUUUUAAGCUACAUGUCUGACUUUAAUGUAAUUGUAUACUCUUUUCUCUUAAAUCCUUUUGUGGACCUGAUUCUGUUUGUUUUCAUGUGUAAAGGACCCAUUGAUAAACUGUUAGCAUACCUCUCCAGCUGCAGCAUGAAAAAUUGUGCAGACAAAGUAAAAGAGGAAAACCAAGAGGAAAAAUCAUGAUGGGCUCAUUUAGGCAGUGAUAAAUACAUAUCAGUUAUGGUAUUUGAAAAACAUAAAUGUUAUAAAGUGAGUUAUGAAAACACAGAAGCAUUUUUUGUCUUUAAAUAUAUUUUUAUUUCUAUAUUUGGGAUUUUAUUAUUCCUA